UUACAAAGAUGUAUCCAAGGUCAUGAAAAUUAGAAAGAGAUGGCAAAAAUCUACAGAAAUGAGUACUCCAAAAGGAGGAGGUACCAUACGAGGGAAAUACUUACAUGAAAAGUUCAAAACGAAGAGGUGUAGAGCAUGAACACAAUGGAUAACCGAAGUAGCAUCAAUACAGGCUCUCACAAGUUACAAGACCCAUGGAGUCAUGGACGAAUAAACAAAAAUAAAUAAUUGAAGGAAAUAAGAAUAUGGGUUGCUUUAAGCUCCUUCCCACUGGCCAGCACCAUUCAAUGUGUAUUGAAUAUCAUUGAAGUCUCCCACCCAAUAGUUAAUGCCCAAAUGAGCGACCCACCAUCUUGCCUUUCCUUUCAUGUUCCCUUCCCCCUUCCUUAGAACUUCAAAAAAAAAAAAAAAAAAAACGGACCCAGCAACUCUAACCUAAUCCCACUCCCAAUCAAUGCCACACCAAAAGCCACACAACCCCAGUAGAAUUUAAACCAACCUCCUCUCUAUCCCAGCUCCCAAGAUUACUAGCAAGAGAAGCCAAAUGGGAAGAAAGCUAGGCCUCACCUCUCUCUUCUUCAAACCUAGAGACACAUCAAGGUCGUCUUCUUAUUUCUCUUCUUCUCUUUCUCCUUCUUAUUCAUGGCCUUGGCCUUCUUGUAAGCAUCCAAAGACUCUGUCCUUCCGAGCGGCGGAUGGCGACGACAUCUACAAGACCGUGAACUCGGCCUACGUGUGCUCGACCGAAUCCUGCUUCACCCACUCGUCGGAGGAGUACUCGGAGAGCUUGUCGACGGUCUCGGAGGACUCGGGGGGUGACUCAUUGGAGACUGUCAUACGAGGUCUCCGGUCGGACCGGCUCUUCUUCGAGCCAGGGGACACCAGCUCGAUACUGGAGGAGGCCAAGCCCGGUGCGGUCCCAUUCAAGAAGAGCAUCGUGCUGGCAAUGGAGUCGGAGGACCCGUACCACGACUUCCGGGUGUCCAUGGAGGAGAUGGUUGUGGCUCAUGGGCUUAAGGACUGGGAGUGCCUUAAGGAGCUCUUGCUAUGGUAUCUAAGGGUCAAUGUUAAGAAGACUCAUGAGUUUAUAGUAGGUGCCUUUGUGGAUUUGCUUCUAGGCCUUGCUUCUCCUCCUCCCUGUUCUUCAUCAUCUUCUAUGUCUUUUGAGAUUGAGGUGGAAGAGGAGGGAAUUGGUUCAUGCUGAGUUCUCUUGAUCCAAAGGAAGACAUGGAUCUUUCUUUCUUUUUCUUUUUGGUUAGCCAUAAUAUAUCAUCUCAAUGUAUACUUGUAGGCCUAUGUGAUAUUAAACCUACAUGCAUGGUUAGAGUUCUAAGCUUAUACCUUCUCUCUCCAUCUAUCUAUCUAUCCAUCUAACUGGGAGUAGUGAAACCGCAAAGUAAGGUGGGUUUUUAUCUUCUUUCAUAGGAAAAGUGUGAAUAUGAUCAAUGUUGAUAAACUUUGAAUAACAUAGUCCCAGUCGGCCGGAAGUAUGUGAUUUUUA
Messenger RNA from Elaeis guineensis (African oil palm), 1501 nucleotides. RefSeq names its product transcription repressor OFP13-like. NCBI's taxonomy places the organism in Eukaryota, Viridiplantae, Streptophyta, Magnoliopsida, Arecales, Arecaceae. Gene Ontology annotation, biological process: negative regulation of DNA-templated transcription. The record is from RefSeq and is a predicted model, not a curated record.